AUGUUUAAUUUAAUAAGUAGAAAUCCAUAUUUCAACAGAUCUCAUAGCUCAUUCAUAAGAUUGAAAUCUACUUUAAUACCUCGUUUGUCGGAUUUAAUCUCAAAUCCUCCAUCGUUCAAUCAGAGUUUGAGAGUUAGAGGUUGGGUAAAUAAAACUCGAAAACAUAAGAAAACUUCUUUCAUAAAUAUUAGUGAUGGUUCUCUUUCUCUGUGGGUUCAAAUUGUGGUAGAUAAUGAUUUAGUGGACCCUGAUUUACUUAAAAAUUUGAAAAUUGGUUGCUCAAUAGAAGUGGAAGGAUACCUUGAAGAUCCCAAUUCCGAAAAUUCAUUUAAUUCAAAAAUUGAAAAUACUAGUAUUGUUUGCAGUAAGAAUGGAGUGGGUUUGAUUGGUAGUGUUGAUAACGAUUAUCCAUUGGCAAAUUUUAGACUUCUCAAUGAUUAUAUUAGAUCUUUACCAACUUUAAAACAUAGAACUGGAAGAGUUGCUUCAUUAUUUAGACUUAGAUCUGCUUUGGAUUACAGAUUACAUGAAUUUUUCCAAAAAGAAAAUUUCAUUAAAACAAACCCUCCAUUAAUUACAACUUCUAAUUGUGAAGGUGGGUCUGAAAUUUUUCAAAUUGAGAAAACAUUGGAUGCAAAACCAAAGCUUUCUCAUUUCUUCAAAGAUGACUCAUAUUUAACUGUUUCUACCCAAUUACACCUAGAAGCAUUAAGUAUGGGUCUUGGUAAUGUUUGGACAUUUUCACCAUCUUUUAGAGCUGAAGAGUCUGAUACAAGAAGACAUUUAUCAGAAUUUUGGAUGUUAGAAGCUGAAAUGGCCUUUAUUACCGAUGUUCGUCAGUUAACCGAUUUUUGCGAAAAAAUGUUGAAGUAUUUAGCAAGAACAAUAGUCGAAAAUAAAACUGAUCAAUUUAUGAUACUAGAUGACCUAUUUGGAGAUCAUUCCAGAAGAACUGAUGAAGAAAAAGAAAGCGCAUUAGCAGCCAUCAAUAAGGUCCACAGUUUAGAAAAGUUUCCUGUUGUAACAUACACCCAAGCGAUCAAAAUAUUGGAAAAUUCGAGUGAAGAUUUCAAGUUUGGGAAACCUCAAUGGGGAGAUGAUUUAAAAUCUGAGCAUGAAAAGUAUUUGUGUGAGAAAGUUUACGACUCCCCAGUCUUUGUUAUCAACUAUCCAAAAAAGCUUAAGCCAUUCUACAUGUCAGUUAACUCUGAUAACAAUACUGUGGCAUGCUUUGAUUUAUUGGUUCCUGGUGUUGGAGAAAUAAUAGGUGGGUCUAUCAGAGAAGAAAAUUAUGACUUGCUCAAAGCUGAAAUCACAAGAAGAAAGAUGAAGGCGAAGGAUCUAGAAUGGUACUUGGAUCUUCGAAGAUUCGGCAGCGUUCCGCACGGCGGAUUCGGUUUAGGGUUCGACAGAUUGAUUCGAUACUUCGGGGCUGCCGGUAACAUCCGGGAUGUUAUCCCGUUCCCCAGAGUUCAAGGAAAAUGCCCAGCAUAA
This is a messenger RNA of Ascoidea rubescens DSM 1968, 1494 nucleotides long. It is a transcript of the gene SLM5, whose product is annotated as asparagine--tRNA ligase SLM5. Lineage: Eukaryota; Fungi; Ascomycota; Saccharomycetes; Ascoideales; Ascoideaceae. The transcript has 3 exons. Gene Ontology annotation, cellular component: mitochondrion. The coding region runs from base 1 to 1494 and encodes 497 amino acids. The record is from RefSeq and is a predicted model, not a curated record. Gene Ontology annotation, biological process: asparaginyl-tRNA aminoacylation. Gene Ontology annotation, molecular function: nucleic acid binding; ATP binding; asparagine-tRNA ligase activity.